Molecule: messenger RNA, 1888 nt
Organism: Lactuca sativa (garden lettuce)
Lineage: Eukaryota; Viridiplantae; Streptophyta; Magnoliopsida; Asterales; Asteraceae
Gene: CDKE;1
Product: cyclin-dependent kinase E;1
Biological process (GO): protein phosphorylation
Cellular component (GO): mediator complex; nucleus
Molecular function (GO): protein serine/threonine kinase activity; ATP binding
Source: RefSeq, a predicted model, not a curated record
AACUAUCUGGAAUAAAAUAAUAUGUUAGAUAGAAUGCAUAAAUUGGUACGAAUCCAAACAGUUGCAUAUUUUGUUUCCCGACUGUAUUUGCAAUUUCUCAGGAAUCGAGCACGAAGUCAAGAGGUGUCAAUCAGCCAAUCAGGCAAACCGCUAUAGCCCGCGAAACCUCGGACUAUGGACCCAUGCCCUAAGACAAUUUGGGGGUGUAAGAAUUUUUGCUAGAUUUUGGGAGAGAAGGAUGAGCAACAGAGGUAAUAGCAGUGGAAGUGGCAGCAACAGCAACAUCAGUUCUUCCAAUCGCCCUGAAUGGUUGCAACAGUACGAUUUGAUCGGUAAAAUUGGUGAGGGAACUUACGGGCUUGUGUUCUUGGCGAAGAUCAAAUCCAAUCGGAGCAAGUCUAUCGCGAUUAAGAAGUUCAAGCAGUCCAAAGACGGCGAUGGUGUUUCCCCUACGGCAAUUCGCGAAAUCAUGUUGCUUAGGGAGAUAACCCAUGAUAAUGUGGUAAAACUGGUGAAUGUGCACAUCAAUCAUAUCGACAUGUCACUCUAUCUGGCUUUUGAUUAUGCAGAGCAUGACCUCUAUGAAAUUAUUAGACAUCACAGAGACAAAGUCAGCCAAGCUAUCAACCCAUACACAGUGAAGUCAAUACUUUGGCAAUUGCUUAAUGGGCUAAAUUAUCUUCACAGCAACUGGAUUAUGCAUCGAGAUCUUAAACCCUCCAAUAUUUUGGUAAUGGGUGAUGGAGAAGAACAAGGAGUUGUAAAAAUUGCUGAUUUUGGACUUGCUAGAAUAUAUCAAGCUCCACUGAAGCCAUUGUUUGAUAAUGGGGUUGUUGUAACCAUUUGGUAUCGUUCCCCAGAGUUGCUCCUUGGAGGGAAACACUAUACUAGUGCUGUUGAUAUGUGGGCUGUUGGCUGUAUAUUUGCUGAGCUUUUGACAUUGAAGCCAUUGUUUCAAGGACAAGAAGUUAAAGCCACACCAAACCCUUUUCAGCUUGAUCAACUUGACAAAAUUUUCAAGGUUUUAGGUCAUCCAACAGUAGAAAAAUGGCCAACACUUGCCCAUCUUCCACAUUGGCAAACAGAUCAGCAACACAUCCAAGGACACAAAUAUGAUAGUCCUGGUCUUUACAGUGUUGUUCACCUCUCUCCAAAAAAUCCCGCAUACGAUCUUCUCUCUAAAAUGUUGGAAUAUGAUCCUCGAAAACGUAUAACAGCAGCACAAGCUCUUGAGCAUGAGUAUUUUCGAAUGGAGCCUUUACCUGGACGCAAUGCACUAGUCCCCCCUCAACCCGGGGAGAAAAUAGUAAAUUAUCCAACACGUCCAGUUGACACAAACACGGAUUUUGAAGGGACAACAAGUCUUCAGCCUACUCAACAGGCAUCAGGAAACGUGGUGUCAGGGGGACAACAUGUAAUGCCAACUAGAAAUGUUCCACGCCCUAUGCACAUGGCCGGCAUGCAGAGGAUGCAACAGCAGCAGCAGAAUAUGGCGGCGUAUGGUCUUGCCUCUCAGGCGGCGAUGGGCGGCGGCGGCGGUGCAAUGAAUCCCGGAAAUAUCCCGAUGCAGCGGGGUGUUGCCGCCCAACAACAGCAACAACAACAACAGCAACAGUUAAGAAGAAAGGAUGCAAUGGGGAUGCCUGGAUACCCUCAACAAAAAUCAAGACGUUUUUGAGUAUGCAGGGAACAGGGAAAGCGCUGAAGUUAUCAAGAGAUUUCACUUUUGAGCACCUCAAGUCAGAAAAAUGCAAAAACAAGAUAUGCUGUUUUUGAAAAUAUUUUAUUGUUUACAGAAAUUACCAGUUUUAUAUGGUAAGACUGCAUAUUAUCUAAUAUAUAGAUAUUUAUUUAGCAAUAGAGAAAACUCUCAUGCUGUCUUUUUCAA